AUGUCGACCUCAUGGCUGUAUUCGGUCCUUCUGACCUUGACCUUUCUCCCCAACACUGCUGCAUUCGAAUGGGACGACUUCACCAAUAACUUGGCAACCGACUUAGGACCUGUCAUUGCGCUAUUUGGCGAGCAAGUGUCAAAGCAAUUUCUAAGCGAAUCUCUGACUACAUGGGACAACAUAAUAUUUGCAGUAGCGCCAUUGGGAAUCCUUACGGCUGUGGUUUCAGCAAUCCGUGUUUGUGGCAGCCCCUCUCUGCGAGCCUUUAUUGGAAGAGCACAAGAAGGUCCUGGGAUUGCGGAGGUUGAGCUGCUAUCCUGCACAUCAGAAACGACAUCUGAAUUGUGGAACCAAGGUGGAAUCGCUCGAGUGUUUGGCAGACCACAAAUCCUAGAAGUAGUAAGGACUACGAACAAAGACAAGGAAACGUGCAUGAGGCUCUUCGACCAAGCUUGUGGACAACUGAAGGAAGAUGCAAGUAAGGAGUCGGCCAGCGGAGAACCAUCAUGGAUUGUUGAACGAGACGAAAAAACUUCCCAGUUUGACACCCGUGGACACCUUAGCCCUAAUCUCUCGCUGAACUUUGGAAUCAAAAGGCUACGCAAAGCGUUCACCUACGGUGCAGCUAUCCUCGGGCUAACGCUGCAGAUUGGAGUCUUGGUCUAUGCAGGACUGACUGCUUACCGGUUCCCUCAAAAUUUUUUGUUGAACGACAAACCGAUAGAGAGAUACGCUUUCCCACUGACUUUCUCCGGUACACUAUUGGUGUGCUGUGGCAUGUUUCUCUGCGCUUACAUCAUUGAAAAUCAGACGGACGAGAUAUAUUAUAAGCGGAAUCAUCAGGUUACAAGCCAGUUAUACUGGAUACAACCAGGUGGUCAAAAGAUUGGCGAUCAGGUUUUCGAAGCGUUUGUGGGGAAAAGCGACGACGCUGAGUACAUUAGGUCAUCGAGAACCGACCGUGAUCGCCCAUGGGUAGAAAUUAUCCUAUGGACAGCAGUGGUCAUGACGACAAUUGGUUUUGUAGUCCAAUUUAUUGGACUCAGAGGGAUGCACUCAUCUGUCACUGUCGCUCAACUGAUUUCUACCUUGAUCAUGGCAGUUGUAAGAGCAGGCCUUCGAACCCAGCGGAUGGACAACAACCGAGAUAUAAUUGCAUGUUCCGGCAACGACCUUAACCUAAGAAAAAAGGUUAUAGGCCACGAGUUAGAUUUCUUAGCGCUACAUCUCGAGGACAUCAGUGCGAUUAGUAUCUGUACUCAGAGGUUGGAAAAACGGUCACGAGGUAUGUUCUAUGAUCAUAAUAGCAAACUACCAAAAAGGUGUCUUAACUUUGUAGGGUCUUCUUUAGAUAAGGGAGGACGUGCGUUGAAAACCAGGUUUGACCUUGCUGGUUUGACCAGUGGGAUAGGAGACCACUCAUGGCACAGUAACCCUGUUAAGCAGAUGGCAACGCGGUUACAGUCGGUCAUUGAUGGUGCCAGGCGAGUUUUGCAACUUCCGUUGCCGCACAGUCCCUCGGAUAAGUGCAUACCUCUCGAAUAUACGUGGAAGUCAGAACCCGAUGGGAAGGUUUAUGACAGUUCCUUCACUCUCAACUUACGUAAUAAAAGCUCAAUAUGGAAGGUAGAUGUGCUCCAGCUCGAGGCACUAUUGGGAGUAUGGGCUUGGUCACUUUGCAACAGCACUGAUUCGGGAGACACAGCCAGCGGACAUGGGGAAACCGCACGUCUGAUCACCUUGGAUUCGAGUGGCACACAAGAAGACAAUGAGCUCUGGUACAAAAUAUGGAUUCAGAGAGACCUCAGUUUG
Messenger RNA from Bipolaris zeicola 26-R-13, 1812 nucleotides. RefSeq lists its product as uncharacterized. The annotation marks the transcript as partial. The transcript has 3 exons. NCBI's taxonomy places the organism in Eukaryota, Fungi, Ascomycota, Dothideomycetes, Pleosporales, Pleosporaceae. The record is from RefSeq and is a predicted model, not a curated record.